Molecule: messenger RNA, 960 nt
Organism: Oikopleura dioica
Lineage: Eukaryota; Metazoa; Chordata; Appendicularia; Copelata; Oikopleuridae
Source: the annotation of a GenBank genome assembly
AUGCCUGUAGUCCAGGACAAAUACACCAUCGAUGUUACCAACCGGUUUGGUAUUUCCGAGGACGUUGUCGAGGACUCAGGUGACGAGAUCGAGAAUGUCGAUCCUUUUGCUAUGAUCAACGAAAUGCAGGCUCAAGCCGAGGAAGCUAAGAAGCAGCCCAAGAAGAAGGUUCAGAAGAAGGCUGCCCCUGCUCCCGAAAAGAAGGAAGCCCCCGUUGAGGACAAGAAGGUCGACAAGAAGCGAGGACCAGGUGGAAAGCGUGAAGGAGGACAAAGACGAGACGGACAACGACCACGAGGCGACCGACCACCCCGAGGACCCCGAGAGGGAGGUGACGUCGAUGGAGCCCGAGAAAACCGACCGCGACGCGAUCGUGGCGACGGUGAGCGACGCCCCCGUCGGGAUGGUGAACGACGACCGCGACGUGAAGGAGAAGGUGGACCCCGACGAUUCGAUCGCAAAUCUGGCGAUCCACGAUCUUCAUACAAGGGUUCCGACAAGCGAGAAGGCGCCGGCCAGGGCAACUGGGGCACCGAGAAGGACGAAUUGAAGGGCCAGACUGAAGCUGUCACUGAAGAGCGACCCUCUGAGGAGAAGGCCGAGGGCGAGGCCGCCCCAGAAGUCGAGGCUGCUGCUCCAGCUCCAGUCGAGGAGGAGGACAAGACCAUGACCCUUGAGGAGUACAAGAAGCAAAAGAAGAACGUUAUCAAGAACUCAAAUGCCCGCACCGCUGCUGCUGCUGCUGAAGAGACCGAUCAGAAGGAGUUCAAGCGAGAGAAGAAGGGACGAGCUGCUCGAUACGAGUCUUUGGACUUCAACGCCGUCGCUUUCCGACCUGCUCGACGGGAACGAGACGGUGACCGAGACAACCGACGAGGUCCUCGACGAGAUAACCGACGACGAGAUGAAAAGCAGGAGUCUGGCUUCAACCUCGCCGGCGACGACUUCCCCUCUCUCUAA